CAGAACUCUUAAAACCGGGCUGUUCCGGCCUUCGGGGUGGGGUGGAGUCAAGGUGGAGCCACAGGUUGCGUGGAUGGCAUGAGCAGCUCACCAAGGGCGGUGUGAGAAGUGGGCACCAUGUCUGAGGGAGCGUACCAACGCCUCUGGGACACCUCCCACGUGGCCCUGCAGGAGCUGCUGGACCAAGAGCAGCCCCUGCUCCAGCCCGUGCCGGACCGGGAACGGCAGUCGUUCCAGUACAGGCUCUCGUCGCUCUACCUGCACUACCUGGGGCUGCUGCGCCGGUUCGACACCCUCCAUGACCAGAUGGUGCAGCCGCAGAAGCGGCGGCUGCUGCGGCGCCUGCUGGACAGCGUGGCCGGCCGCGUGCUGGAGCUCAAGGACGACCUGGUGCGCGCGGACCUGAGCGAAUACCACCGCCUGGACCGCUUGCUGCACGACCUGAAGUUCACCACGGCAGACCUGGAGGUUCCAAUCCCCAGAUACUUCCUGCUGGAGCAGUCCAGCAUUCUGAAGGAGCGGGAGCUGAUGCUGGCAGAGAUCCUGUCGAGAAUGGAGCCAGUGACCUCCAGGGAGCGUUUUCCAGAACUGCGCCGGACCGAGGCCAUAAUCCUUCUGCAAAGGGCUGAGCGGGCCAGGCAAGGCCGGCUCCGAGCCAUCUUCAUGCGAGAAAUUCGGAAAGAGGAGGAGCGGGAUCGGAAGAUUCGAGAGGAAGGUUGGCACAAGUUCAGUCAGGACCAAGCAGCUGUCACCAUUCAGAAGGUGUGGAAGGGUUACCUGCAGAGGAAACGCACUCAGCAGGACCGGCGAACUGAGAUGGAGUUCAUCGGCAUGCUCCCCUCGCCUAACAAGGUGGAAAGCUUGGGUAUCAUGUUCCAAGCUGGCCUCAGGGACGAUGUCCGGAGGCUCUGCCAGAUAGAGAAGGAGGAGGAGCUCCAGCUGGCGAUGGUGAAGACUCAUGAUUCUCUCAGAGAGACAGAGGGACCUGACAUAAAGGAGAAACUGAAGGAGCAAAUCCGACAGUGGUUUAUUGAGUGCCGUGCCCUUACUGGUCGAUUCCCUGAUUAUCCAGAUGAGUCUUUAGGUGGAUCCUACCUGAUCUUUGCUGACAAGACUCCAGAACAGCUGAAAAUGGAACUGGAGGCGCAGGUCCAGGAGAGCAAAAAAAAGGACCAAGAGAAAAAUAAGGAAAAAGAAAAGGAGAAAAAAGAGAGGAAGAAGAAAGGGAAGGAAACAAAGACCAGGAAGGGGGAAGCAGACGCAAUACUGAAAGUCUCACCAUCCAAAUUUAUACCUGUGAUUAAUGCCGCACACGAGGAGUAUAUAACUGUCUGGAGGAGCCGGCAUGAGAGCGUACACCCCAAUCAGAGUUUUGACCCCGAGAUGCUCCGGGUGGAGAAGAGGAAGGAAGUGGAGCAGGAGAUCCGGAUACAGGUGGAUGAGUUGAUGCGUCAAGAGUUGAAGAACCUGCGCCUGGCUGUGGACAGGGAGGAGGAGAGAGCCUUGAAGGCUCCGAAGAAAAAGACCGGGAAGAAAACUGGGAAGAAGAAGGAAAAAGAUCUGACCCCAAACAGGACCCUGGACUCUCUGUUUGAAGAGCUUGUGGUCUCUGGCUUCCUAAGGAAGAGUCAGACUGUGGCCUUGAAAGACUACAUUGGGGACUACCUCUAUCUUGGAUCCACGCUGAGUUUGGCAAACAAGUUGCCUAUGCCUUCCCUGUUUGACAUACGACAGAACGUGGCCUUGUACGCGGUCCUUCGGCUUGGCUCCCCAGAUAUACACUCCAUGGCUCCCCUCAUCCGUUCCAUCCUCCUGGUGGGCCCCUCUGGCACGGGGAAGAAGAUGCUGGUCAAGGCCGUGUGCACAGAAACCGGUGCCAACCUGUUUGACCUGUCACCUGACAACCUGCAGGGCAAAUAUCCUGGCAAGACCGGGGCGCAGAUGAUAGUGCAUAUGGUCUUUAAGGUGGCUCAACUCUUACAGCCCUCUGUUAUCUGGAUCGGGAAUGCCGAGAAGAACUUCUAUAAGAAGGUCCCAAAAGAAGAGAAGGAGAUGGAACCGAAGCGAAUAAAGAAGGAUCUCGCCAAGGCCCUGCGACUGCUGCACCCGGGAGACCGUGUGAUGCUGAUCGGGACCACCAACCAGCCGCAGCUGGCGGAGAUGCAGGGGCUGUGCCGGACCUACGAACGGAUCCUCCUCGUGCCGCGGCCCGAUUAUGCUUCUCGCUACGUGCUCUGGAGGCAGAUGAUAGAGGCCCACAGAGUCCACGUGACCCAGGGCCUGGACAUCAGUGCCCUGGCCAAGGUAUCUGAUGGGUACACACCCGGCCACAUUCACCAAGCCGUCCAAUCAGUGCUGACAGAGCGGCGGGUCCUACAGUUGUCAAAGAGGCCCCUGGUGGCCUCGGAGUUCCUGGGGCAUCUGGCGAAGCUGGAGCCGGUGUACCGGGAAGAGGAGGAGUCCCUGAAGGAUUGGUACUUCAAGACCCCACUGGGCAAGAAGAGGCUAAAACUCAGCAAGGACCAGGAUGCUGAGGAGGCCAAGCUGGCAAAGGAGAAGAAAAGAAAGUGAUGGCUGAGGCCAGGGCGCCCGGGCUUAGCAAGGGGGACUGGGCGGUGCCCGCAGGUGGAGGGCCGGGGGCAGAGACAUAAACGCCCACACGGCUUGGGGAGCAGCU
Felis catus (domestic cat) is the source of this 2677-nucleotide messenger RNA. It is a transcript of the gene DRC11L, whose product is annotated as IQ motif containing with AAA domain 1 like. The coding region runs from base 118 to 2571 and encodes 817 amino acids. The transcript is spliced from 19 exons. Lineage: Eukaryota; Metazoa; Chordata; Mammalia; Carnivora; Felidae. The record is from RefSeq and is a predicted model, not a curated record. Gene Ontology annotation, molecular function: ATP hydrolysis activity; ATP binding; protein binding.